AUGCAUGUCUGGUUGAUUCUUUUCAUGAUGAGCAUAACGAUGAGUUUAACGGGUGGCGUAUCAGACAUACUGAGUGAUAUUGCGAGCAUACAAAUCUCACGACCAAAGCAAGGCGAGCUCAUAGAAGAAGGAAGCUUGAUGGUUGAGUGGAAGCUGAAAGGGCUGCAGGAAGAUACAGACCAGGGCCUACAGGUGGUGAUCAUGGUCAACGGCUUGGUUGUGCACGUUUCACGGCCGGAAGAUGGCCGCGUGUCAAUGCAGGAUGUUCGAGCUGGAAUUUUCCUUCACGUGCAUGCCUUCCUAGCAAAGUAUGAAGAAGAGGAGGGAAUAACUAACGUUUCUUCGUCAUCGAGUAUAGAAUGCAAGAUAGUCUCGAAAGAAGCCAUGGAACGGCUGAGCAAUGCACAAGCACACGGCCAAAGAGGAAACGUAGGACCUUCCAUGUACACUCCAUACAUUCCAGCGAACAAAAGCGGAGAGCAGCCGGGAAGAGAACCAGUGAUCAUCUUUACUUUUCAUUGCAACAGACCAGACCUUGUGCUCUUGCAGCAUACAGCGCUGAGCCACUUCAUGCUGGAUGAAUUCAAGCUGAUCGUGAUCAAUGACGCUCAAGCACAUGAUACUAGAAAAGAGAUCGAACGUGCCAGCCUUUCAGUAGGAGCAGAUCAUUUCAUCACACCGGAUUAUUUCGAUCACAGCGAUCCUUCUUAUAUUGUCGGCAAAGUUGUAACGUGGGCAGUUCAAGAGAUUGCACUCAUCAAGUACAACGACUCUGUAAUGUACCUCUGGGUCGGGUUGCUAUUUCUUGAUCUUCGGGAUCUACCGAACAAAAACUUGUUGAAUAUGAUCCCGGCUGUUGUUGGAGACGUUGGUGGAGAUACUGCCUCGUCAUUGCAUCUUUUUCUUGAUGCUUCGCCUAACGUUAAAGUACGAAGAGCAUUGCACACUUCGCACAUCCAUGAAGACUUUAACAACAAGUAUAUACUUCCAAAACAAGCUCUGGACAAGUAUCAAGAUUCCUUCAGAAUUGAGAUUUAUGAGAGAUCCUUUCUCCACUACGGAUCAGCAAGCAAUUGGAAGAUUGGGCGUUCCUUCGAAUACUUUAACUCAGCCGAAGAUUUUCUGCCAUCCAAAACCAAAUUUGUGUUCUGGUUUGUUCAAAGUGCUGUAAACGGGAGCUUGAAGCUUGACGACUUCGAUUUCGUCUAUGAGCAUGGCACGUGGGAAAAUGCAAUCGGACCCAUCUCGGAAGCCUUGCCGCAAGAACAAGACAGAUCUGAGCUUUGA
Messenger RNA from Guillardia theta CCMP2712, 1287 nucleotides. RefSeq lists its product as hypothetical. Bases 1 to 1287 code for a protein of 428 amino acids. Lineage: Eukaryota; Cryptophyceae; Pyrenomonadales; Geminigeraceae. The transcript is spliced from 7 exons. The record is from RefSeq and is a predicted model, not a curated record.